AUGCCUUCUACAAAGUCCUUGCUCCUCGCUCUCGGCAUUUCCGCCGUGCAGGCUGUCCCCAAGCCCCAGGGCGGCGAGGGCAUUCAAUGGGGGAAGUGUAACAUUGAGACCAAAGGUCUGCCCGUCGAGUGCGCCACACUUCCCGUGCCGCUCGACUACUCCAACGACUCUUGCGGCGACACCCUCGACCUCGCCCUGAUCCGAUACCCGGCGCAGAAUGGGCCUUCUCAGGGGACCAUCAUACUUAACUUUGGAGGCCCCGGCCAAGAUGGAUUAAACAAUAUGAUCAGUUACGCACCAAUACAAGGACCCUGGGAUCCCCGCGGGACUGGCAAGACACUUCGGUUUGCCUGUUUCGAUCCCGAAGAGAUCGGCCUAACAUUGGCGUAUGAGCUUCCCGACGAGUCGCCCGAGGUCCGCCAGAGGGUAUGGGACGAGGCCGGUUACAUCGCAGGAAACUGCAGCGAGCGGCUCGGUGACACAGGCGACCUCGUAGGGAUGGCGUUCACCGUAAGAGAUAUGUUCCAGAUAGUCGACGCUCUCAACGAAGAUGGAAAACUGCGAUACUGGGGUAUUUCCGGCGGCACUACGCUCGGUGCUACGGCCGCUGCUAUGUUCCCCAAUAGGAUUGACAAAGUCGUUCUCGACGGCGUUAUGAACGCACACGAAUAUUACCAUAGCGUAGGAGAGACGAACAUCGUUAUAUCGGCGGAUGAUACCUUCCUAGGUUUCAUCCGCGCCUGCUUCGAUAAUCCCAAGAAGUGUCCCCUCACUGCCGUCGCAGACUCUGCCGACACGGCCCUCGACGCUAUCGUCAAUACCUUUGAGAAGCUCAAGACAGAGCCGCUCCUCAUCCCUGUAGAGAACGCCGAUCCUAUCCCCAUCUCCUACUCCAUCGCCAACUCCUUUACCCUCAGCACUCUUUACCGCCCCAACUCCUACCAGCUCCUCGCUGCCAUUCUCACGGCCGUCAUCCAGGAAGACACCGACGCGCUAGUAGAAGCUUUCUCAGGCGAGGGCGGUCCCAGAGCCGUCCCACAGGAGGCCCAAGCCGUUAUGGGCAUUCGCUGUGGGGACAAGAUACCUCGCGAGGAUGAGCUCUCGGAUCUGAACGAGGUGGAUAAAAAGUUCCGCGAUACUAGCAAGUACUUCCCUGGUUUUGGGGUUGGCUACUACGUUUAUGCCUGCGCGCAGUGGGGCUUCGUAGCCAAGGAGCGCUACGAUGGUGAUUUCCGCGUCCGCACAUCGUCCCCGCUCUUGUUUAUUGGGAAUACCUACGACCCGGUUACGCCGCUCGCGUCAGCACAGAACAUGAGUGUGGGCUUCGAAGGGUCCGUAUUGCUACAGCAGGAUGGAUUCGGGCACACCUCCAUCGCCCAGACAUCCAACUGUACGAACGAGGCUAUCGCGAAGUAUUUCGCUGAUGGGACACUACCGAAGGAGGGUACUAUCUGCGCGACGAACGACCCGCUCUUUGCGAACGACGAGGAGAUUUAG
Chaetomium globosum CBS 148.51 is the source of this 1497-nucleotide messenger RNA. RefSeq lists its product as uncharacterized. The transcript has 4 exons. Bases 1 to 1497 code for a protein of 498 amino acids. The record is from RefSeq and is a predicted model, not a curated record. NCBI's taxonomy places the organism in Eukaryota, Fungi, Ascomycota, Sordariomycetes, Sordariales, Chaetomiaceae.